Colius striatus (speckled mousebird) is the source of this 1827-nucleotide messenger RNA. Its product is annotated as inositol 1,4,5-trisphosphate receptor-interacting protein-like 1. Gene Ontology annotation, cellular component: membrane. The transcript has a single exon. The record is from RefSeq and is a predicted model, not a curated record. NCBI's taxonomy places the organism in Eukaryota, Metazoa, Chordata, Aves, Coliiformes, Coliidae. The coding region runs from base 1 to 1827 and encodes 608 amino acids.
AUGGGACUCACAGACUUCUUCGCCACUUUUAUGCUAUUAUGCAUCUUCACAGUACAACUGGCCAACAAUGGCCUAGAUGAGGCCACAUUCAAGCACAUGAAGCAGCGUGAGGAACAGCUUGACAUGCAGGUGACUCAGUUGAUGGAGCUGAGGCGCCAGGAGCAGCAGGUCUUUGCCUGCAGAGCCCUGCUCCUUGCUGUCUGGCAGCAGUGGCAAUUCUGGGCCACUGCUGCAGUCCUGGUUGUGCUCUUCGGGCUCUGCUGGUGGCUCAAGAAAAGGAGCCCUGGGCCACAUGGAAGCAAGGAAGAGGAGUGCUCCAGCAGUGACACACCCCAGCCAGCCAGAAGCAAGGAAGAGGAGUGCUCCAGCAGUGACACAUCCCAGCCAGACAGAAGCAAGGAAGAGGAGUGUUCCAGCAGUGACACACUUCAGCCAGCCAGAAGCAAGGAAGAGGAAUGCUCCAGCAGUGACACACUCCAGCCAGCCAAAAGCAAGGAAGAGGAGUGCUCCAGCAGUGACACACCUCAGAAGGAGGUAAAAGAUGAAGGAGAAAGUAUUUCUGAGGAUGAUAAUGCUACAGUUCUUUUAAGCAACGUCCCGUGGACAGUGUCCAAUCUGUGUGACAAGAGCAGAAUGGUGCAGGAGCUGGUGGCUGACUUCCUCUGUGUCUUCCAAAGACAUUUGUCAAAUAGUAUUUUCCCAGUCCUGCAGCCGGCCAUUGGGGUGGGCAGCGCCUUCGAAGGCUGGGCUCCUCAUAAGAACCCAAUAUACUGCAUGUUUGUGCCCUUGAAGCCUCCCCAUGGCUACUCUUUCAACCUGGAGCCAGAGCCUGUGGUGGAGCUGACGCGAAGGAACUUCCGCAUCCGUGUGUGCCAGGAGUGCACCUGCACAGUAAAGAGGCCAGCAGCAAACGUGCUGUGUUUCCUCCACCACCCUGAGGAGGAACUGAGGAGGAACCGGGGUCCUAGCCUCUUCUACAUCCUCUGCAAAGGUGCCUACCUAGAUGUGGAGAAAAUUGCCCGCUGGUUCCAGAACUUCAUGAAAUCAGUCUGGAAGGAGCUGCCUCAGUCAUGUUGCUACAAGAUGCAGUUGCAGUCCUCCAGGCGCUCCUGCAAGCUAAAGCUGACAAAUGCCUCUGAAAGUCCUAUCUUCAUUGACCUGAUCUUUGGCAUGCAGCAAGGUGACUCAGACAUCUUUGUGAGCAGCCAGACCUCACUAGAUGAGCCCCUCACCCCAAGCACAUCAUGGCCCGAGAGCUGUUCUAUAGCAGAGGCAAAGCUCUUCAGGCGUAUGGCCAGGGAGGCCCAGUCUGGCAGCUGCCACCUCAAUUGCCUGCAGCUCUGCGCUCACAUAGUGGAAGGAACAGGCUUUUCCACCUAUACAAUGAAGACAAUUGUGAUGCACCUCCUGGCCACCACACCUCUGUCAGCAUGGCACAGGAGGUAUUUACUGUCACGCCUGAAGGACGUCAUGCAGGCACUGCACUGCUGCCUGGAGAAAAAGCGUCUCAACCACUUCUUCUUUGGCAACAACAAUGUGCCUGUGGAUAUCAUCUUGCCCCCGGGCUUCCGGGAGGCUGAACCAAUCAACAUCUACAAGCGCUUGGCAGAGGAUGCAUCCCUCCAUGCUGAGGCACUGUGUGACAUUGAUGCCAUGACAAGACAGCUCUUCUAUGGAAAAGGAAAGAGGCCUUCAAAGAGAGAUGAGGCUGAGGUGGUGAUGAUGCCCAAAGCUGAUGGUAGAAGACCAUCUCGUGCAGGAGGGAAAACACGGGCAGAAUGCAGCAAGAAGAAAAGAUCACCCACAGUGGGUGUUCAACUUCUUUGA